Molecule: messenger RNA, 2582 nt
Organism: Quercus lobata
Lineage: Eukaryota; Viridiplantae; Streptophyta; Magnoliopsida; Fagales; Fagaceae
Product: LUC7 N terminus domain-containing protein
Exons: 7
Coding region: 206-1237 (343 amino acids)
Biological process (GO): mRNA splice site recognition
Cellular component (GO): U1 snRNP
Molecular function (GO): mRNA binding
Source: RefSeq, a predicted model, not a curated record
UCAUUCACACUUCACAGUUCACACACAGCUCACUUUUCUUUUGUCCCUCAAAUACUACUACUCUCCCUCUCCCUCUCCCUCUCACACACAAACACCUAACCUAACAAGCCCCCAAACCCAAACACCACAAAAUCCCCAAAUUCUCAAGAAAACCCUAAAUUGCAAUUCACAUCAAAAUCUCUCAUUUCAGAUUACUCCCUUAGCCAUGGACGCUCAACGAGCUCUGCUAGACGAGCUUAUGGGCGCAGCUCGGAAUUUGACGGAGGAGGAGAGAAAAGGGUACAAGGAAAUUACUUGGGACGAUAAGGAGGUUUGUGCUUUCUAUAUGGUUCGGUUUUGUCCGCAUGAUCUCUUCGUCAAUACGAGGAGCGAUCUGGGACCAUGCCCUAGAAUACAUGAUCAGAAGUUGAAAGAAAGUUUUGAGCAGUCUCCAAGACAUGACAAGUACGUGCCGAGAUUUGAAGCUGAGCUUUCUCAGUUUUGUGAAAAGUUGGUGACAGACUUGGAUAGAAGAGUUAGGCGUGGGCGAGAGCGCCUUGCUCAGGAGGUGGAACCCACUCCACCACCUCCACUAUCAGCCGAAAAAUCUGAACAGUUAUCCGUAGUGGAAGAAAAAAUAAAGAAUCUACUGGAACAAGUGGAGACCCUUGGUGAAGCUGGGAAGGUGGAUGAAGCUGAAGCACUCAUGAGAAAGGUGGAGCUGCUUAAUGUUGAGAAGACAGCCUUGACUCAACAACCCCAGACUGAUAAAGUGUUAAUGCUAGCACAGGAGAAAAAGAUGGCUCUGUGUGAGAUAUGUGGUUCUUUUCUUGUAGCAAAUGAUGCUGCUGAGAGGACCCAGUCUCAUGUCACGGGGAAGCAGCACAUUGGUUAUGGCAUGGUCCGGGAUUUCAUAGCAGAGUACAAGGCAGCUAGAGAGAAGGCUAGGGAAGAGGAAAGAUUAGCCAAGGAGAAAGAAGCAGAAGAACGGAAGAAGCAACGAGAGAAGGAAUCUGAAAGGAGGAGGAGAAGUGAUUCUGGUGACAGGGACAGGGACAGGGACAGGUAUCAUGAUCGUGAUAGAGACAGAGAGCGGGAUAGACACCGAGAACGUGAUAGGUCUAGAGACUGGAAUGCUCGAGGUAGUCGGGAUGGAGGGAGAGGAGUGGAUUGGAGGUUGAGGAACGGAAGAGAAGGUGGCAGAGAUAGGUACCGUGAUCGAAGCAGGUCACGUUCCCCUGUUAGACAUGGUCACUGAAGGGCACCUAGAAGUCCAGUUCGCCCAUAUUAGUGGAUUAUUUCGAUAGAUGUCUGAACAUGUGUUUGAGGUAGAUUUUUAUCCUGGAAACUUUUAUGAACAUGUGUUUGGAGUCCUGAGUUAUUUUUUUCAUCACGGGUGAAACUUUUUUUUCCUAUCUCACAGCUUUGUUGAGACUAUACCAUCUCCCUUUCAUCAAUAUUAUUAAUGGAGAAAAGGGUUGAGGUAGGUACAACUUCAUUGUUGUAACUCUUUUAAAUCUAAUUUAGGCUUUGGUGGAAUUCUUUUUUAUGCAUCGUCUCUGAAACAUUGUUUUCAGAGCCUCUUAUCUUUUGGGAGUCAUAUUGGGCUAUUUAAUUUGUUCAGAGUAUUUUUAGUGGUCAGACACAGUUAUAUGCAUGAUUGACAUUGCUGCUCAGAGAGAUGACGCGGUUUUUUCUCAUUUUUGAGGUAACAAUUAGACCUUAUUUCUAUCAACACAACCCCAUGGAUUGAUAAUUCCUUCUCAGAUUCUCUUCCCCCUUAUUUUAUGGUUCUUAGGUUGAGUUAAACCGGUUUGUUUGCAAAUUCUGCUUAUAUUACCAUAUGUUUGACCUCAUCAAAGUACUCUACCAGUUUGGAAAAUAUUGGAUGAUUUAGUCAAUGCCUUUAAGGCAACACUUAUGGGCCAUCCAGAUAUGGCUUCAUACAAUCCUAUGCAGCGUUUCAUCCUUUCUACAAUGAUCUUUAAGGUAGGAAGACUCAAUUCUUUUUCUCCCAUCCGUCCCCUGCCCUCACUAUAGUUUUUGAUUCAAAUGAUAACAAGGUGCAUCCAGUAUGCCGUGAAUGGGCAAUUAUUAAGAUGCUAUAGAAAUAAGAGGGACAGCAAUCACUGUAUUUUAUUCUUAUGUGAAAUUUGUUACUUGUUUUACAGAGUUGUGGUUAGUUUUGGAGUUAUCAGGAUCAGACAGGUAUAGGUAAUUUACUUUGUGUUUGCAGAGUGAUUCUUUAUCCGAAAUGUUGUUGCCACAUUGAUGAAAAUCUACUUCAGUGGGCUGGGAUGCGAGACCAUUUUGCAAACAUUAAACUUGCCUGUUUGUAGGUGCCUGGAGGUAACCAAAAAUUAUAAUGUGCAGAAUAGUUUGUUUCCAUUUAGUUUGCAGGAAAAAGGAGGUAAUCUGGUGAUCCUUGAUGGUCAGAUUGCUGCUAGUAAGUAAAUAUAUUAUGCUAAGGAAUGAUUUGCACAGGGAAAACUCCAAAAUGUCUCAAGCAACUUUAUAAGUAAAUAUCUUAAGCAACUUUAGAAGUAGUUGCUGCUUGUGAAAUUAUAUUCCAAGAUAUGGGAAAUGAGAAACCAAAUGUAAUU